AUGUCCUUUGCGUUCAUUGUCAUGACAAUGCUUCUGGGCUCUUCAGUGGCGAUCGCGUUUGUCUUACAACCAUUCAAGGAAGAAGUUGCAACCACUGCUAAUUCUCCUGUUUCCCUUCACAGGUGCCACGGUGAGUCGCUGCAGUCUAUCAGGAAGGGUCUCCUCAGAGCUCUCAACCUGCAGACUGAGCCAUGGCUGCCUGCUGGUGGGCUGGACAAUGUCACUAAGCAAUGGAAAAGCACCUUCAGCACCAUUUCUCACAGUGCCAAGGACACCGCAAUUCCAGCUGCAGCAGUGUCAGUGUCACCUGAUGAUGGAGACAGCACAAGCCUGAGGUGCUGCUCCAUGGCCUCUGAGAUCUUCAUGAAAGAUCUGGGCUGGGACAACUGGAUGAUCCAUCCUUCCAGCCUUACCAUCGUUCAGUGCGCACUCUGUAACCCUGAAGGCAACACUGUGCAAUGUCCAUCUUCCCACACCAAUGUCCAGGAUGGCAACUCACAGGUCCAGGUGCCAUGUUGUCAGCCCAACUCCCAGGACUCUGUGCCUGUCGUCUACGUGGAUAAAUUCAGCACCCUCGUCAUUUCCUCUGUGCAGCUGACCCGCAGCUGCGGCUGUGGACCUGGAAACACCCAGCAGCCCAGCAGAGAGUAAAUUUGUUUUAUCAGCCUGAGUAUGUGACAUCUGUGAGCCACCUGGCACACAAACAAAAACACAAAAUUCUGAAAAACCAGACAGUAUCAUCAUAUGCAAGCCUGUUUUCUCUCACAAACACUCAUGCUGCUUUUGUAGACUAUUUCUCUUCAGUUUCAGGUGUUAUCAUUGAAACGUGUGUUCAACACUGAGCGUGGGAACCCAAGCAAAGGUUCUCUAAGAACUCAAUUUUGCAUUCCUGUUUCUCUAUUGUAACCAGAAAGAAUGAUGCAAGUGGCAGCACAGAUCUGAGUUUGCCAACCACAAAA
This is a messenger RNA of Toxotes jaculatrix (banded archerfish), 959 nucleotides long. RefSeq names its product growth/differentiation factor 6-B-like. The transcript has 5 exons. Gene Ontology annotation, cellular component: extracellular region. Lineage: Eukaryota; Metazoa; Chordata; Actinopteri; Toxotidae. Gene Ontology annotation, molecular function: cytokine activity; growth factor activity. Bases 1 to 651 code for a protein of 216 amino acids. Gene Ontology annotation, biological process: SMAD protein signal transduction; BMP signaling pathway. The record is from RefSeq and is a predicted model, not a curated record.